Messenger RNA from Sardina pilchardus (European sardine), 2303 nucleotides. It is a transcript of the gene selenol, whose product is annotated as selenoprotein L. The transcript is spliced from 9 exons. NCBI's taxonomy places the organism in Eukaryota, Metazoa, Chordata, Actinopteri, Clupeiformes, Clupeidae. The record is from RefSeq and is a predicted model, not a curated record.
GUAUUGGUGAAGAAAUAGGCUGUAGUAGCCUACAUUUUCACCCUUUUUCGUCUCAAGGCAUGGGUUGCAAACUUGACCUUAAACAAAGAUCGACUUCUAUCGCUAGAUGUCCCACUAGUCGUGACGUCUGACGUGUUCAUGCGAGGUUGUGACUUGGCGAUCAUCAUAACAGAAAUGGCUGAUGGAGGAAGCGUGGUCCACAGUGAAGUCCUCACUGAGGCUCUUCACAAUUUCGUCAAAGUCGUAAGACCUAUGUUGGAAGAUGCGGAAAGGGCAACUGCAACAGGUUCUCUGCCAGACGCGGCAAACAAAAUGAUGUCAUUGUUUGGAAUAAUUGCUGCAGGUGCUAACCUCUAUACGAGCCUCUCUGUGAAUAAAAGGAGUGAAGCGGAAGACCUGUGGAAACCUCUUUACCAAAUCGCAGGUGUACGAGAUGCUGUUGAAGACUUUCUGGAGUUGGAGGUUGAGUGGGAUGCCUUUCUUGAAAGUCUGGAUUCCAGGCUGCAGAUGAGUGAUAAACUCCUGGCAUGUACUUCUCCAGUGGAAAGACUGAGCGCUGACAUAAAGCUCACAGAUGCCAGGACUGGAGAGGAAGUGACCGUGGGUCGUUACUAUGGGAAAGCAGAAAAUCUACUGCUGGUCUUGAUCCGGCACUUAGGAUGACUUCCGUGACGAGACCACGUGGCUGAGAUCGAAGGCCAGAAGAGCCUUUUUGAAGCUCGGUCCAUUAAAGUGGUGGUGGUCUCGUUUGGAUGUGUGGAGGGGGCCAAGGUUUGGCUGGAGCAGACGGGGUGCACAUUGGACAUGCUGCUGGACCCUCAGAGACAGAUCUACAAAACAUUCGGUCUGGGAAGGUCAUAUGCAAAAGCGACAAAAUUCGACUGCAUGCUUAGGUACUCGGAAUAUAUCAUACUCCAGCGACAGUUCCCAGACCUUCCCCCACAGUUUAUAGAUGAUGUCUAUCAGCUAGGUGGAGACUUUCUGCUGGAUGAUGGAGGUAAAGUGAUCCUCUCUCACCCCAGCAAAGACCCACUUGACAGACCACAGAUAGGAGAUGUCCUAGCAAAAAUCCCCUCUUGAUCUCCUAAGAAUAAUCACCUGAGUGUUGGAGAUGGUCCCUGCAGAGGACUGUCUGGCCAGCCUUGUCUGAAUGAUGAUAUGACCCAAACUCAUAGAACAUGAAGGGUUGUGUCUGAUGUGAGUGAACAAGACUGGGCAGACUUGUCCUCUGGAUUCAGGCACCAUCUCUGACAUUCCAGUUGAUUUCAUGUGCUCUCCAACCUAGCAUGUGUGUUGGUUUACUUACCAGUGAAUAAUGUUUUUCUUUUAUAUAUCCAGUAAUCAAUAGAACAGAUCGAUUUGGUACAUUAAUUUCAAAGGGUUUCCACAGGCCAUGGAAUUUCUGGAAUGUCAUGGAUUUUGAUAGGUAGAUAGAUAGAUAGAUAGGUACUUUAUUGAUCCCCAAGGGGAAAUUCAAGAAUGAUGUCUAUUCAAGAAAGGGAAUUAUAUAAUUUUGGGGCCAAAGUCAGGGAAUUUUUGUUGUAGCAGUUUAAACAUUGGUGUUAAUCGAAUUAGAGUUGAGUGUUUGGGGUUAGCCUUAUUUUUCUUUUUCAAUGCCGAUUUAUUAAUUUCCCAAAGGGUCAUGCAAAUUCAGGAUUUCUGUCAGGGAAAUGUCAUGUAAUUUUACGUCUGGCGUAGAGUGAGAACCCUGAUUUUACAGGGAGGCUACACCAACUGUAACUGAAGCACUGAAGCACUGAAGCUAGUUUAGAAAUCGGGUCUAUUUUAUUUGAAUGGACGCACCACUAUCACAUCUGGUGUAGCCAGUUCCAUUGAUCAUAGUGGAAGCUAGUUGUUGUAGCAGACACUAUGCGAACGAAACGCUUCUGAUACAUGCCCAGUGCUGUAGCCUCCCUGUUAGUUAUAUAGACAAAUCAAUGCAAUGUUUGAUUAGUUGUAUGGUCAGACUUGUUUAUUAUCACUUUGUGUACUGAUAAUAUCUCACCUCACCAAAAUAAUAAGCUACAUAAUAAUCUUAACGAUUUUUCUUGAAAUCACAAUUAAUUUUCAUUAGUGAUCUACUCUCUACUCAGCUGUUAUUAAUAACCUUAAAUAUAUACAUUUAGGCAUACAAUCAUUCAGCUUCAACAAGGAUAAUGUUCAGAAUAUCAAUCACUAAUUGCACUAUAAUAUGGAAUCACUGUGCGUAAUUGUUUUACAGUACAAAGUGAAAAAUAAAUAUGUUUUAUAACCCAAAACUCACUCUAUGCAUUCUACUCUGAAAUAAAUGUCCUUUUUAAAAA